AUGGACGCGUCGCGUCUCCACCCGUCAGUGCCGCAUGCAGCCAGUGGCCGCACGUCGAGCUGGUUGAACAACAACACGGCGCCAGCGCUCCAGACCAUACGUGCGUUCAUUCUGCGGCGCGUGCUGCUCUGGUCGCUCUUGGGGCUCUGGGUCUUUGGCGUGAGCGCGUAUGUAGCCAUGUGGGUCUACUCGCUACUGUGUGUUGUCUGCUAUGUCGCUACGCGUGGCCAAUCGUUGCUGCCGCAGAGUGUCGUCGCCUAUCUCUUGUUUACAGUGCUAUACGAGAGCUAUCAUUACGUCACGCGCGACUUGCCGCGCGAGUGGCCCCGUAUGCGGCGUCUCGUGCGGUAUAUGCUACUGCAGUACCCGUAUUUUCGCCUCAAUGUGACGGUCUUCGAGGAACGUGAGCUGGCCAACGAGAGACGACAGCGGAGCCUGAAGGAGAGUGAGAAGACGAAGCACGGUGAUGACGACAAUGUAGAAGGUGAUGGCGUGGGUGGAAGCCACUUGAGUGCCGCUGCAGCAGCUCGAGCUAUUGCAGCAAACGAUCUGGCGCCAUGUGUGGAGUCAAACGCCAAUAAAUUGUUUGCGUACCAUCCACAUGGAGUGCUCACGUGUGGCUUUUCGUUCAAUGGCGCGUAUCAUAUGACGUUUGAGCGCUCGGCCUGUCGGUGGCUGUCAGCAAACAAUUUGUUCUGGUUCCCGCUGAUUCGUGACAUUUUGAAUUGGAUGGAGUUCAGCAGCUGUGCGAAAGCCAAUAUGCUCAAGUUCAUGCGCAACGGUCAGAACGUCUGCAUCAUUCCUGGUGGCUUUGAGGAAGCCACGCUAUUUGAGCGCGGAAAACAUCGUUUGUUUCUCAAGAAUCGCUUUGGGUUCAUCAAACUGGCCUUGCAGCACGGCUAUGAAGUACACCCGGUGUACACGUUUGGCGAGGAGUACACGUUCCAUACGUUUCCAUACUUGCUGUGGUUCCGGCUGCAGUUGAACCGGUGGCGAAUUCCCGGCAUCCUUUUCGUUGGUGACGCUAUGUGCUUUUACCUCCCACGCAACGAUGUCGACCUGAUCACUGUCGUCGGAGCACCGCUGCGUUUCCCACGAAUUGAGCACCCUACGAAGGAAGAGGUGCGCAAGUACCAAGCGCAGUACGUGGAAGCGUUGAAGGACCUUUUCGACGCCUACAAGGGUGUCUACGCUGUCGACCCUACUGCCACGUUGGAAAUCUUCUAG
Molecule: messenger RNA, 1227 nt
Organism: Hyaloperonospora brassicae
Lineage: Eukaryota; Oomycota; Peronosporomycetes; Peronosporales; Peronosporaceae
Source: the annotation of a GenBank genome assembly